Molecule: messenger RNA, 822 nt
Organism: Stylophora pistillata
Lineage: Eukaryota; Metazoa; Cnidaria; Anthozoa; Scleractinia; Pocilloporidae
Product: fibrillin-1-like
Source: RefSeq, a predicted model, not a curated record
AUGACGUACAUAAUUGCGAUGUUAAUGCGGACUGUACCAAUACUGAGGGUUCUCACAAUUGCACCUGCAAGAAAGGAUACACUGGAGAUGGAAAGUCGUGCCAAGGUCGAUAUCGAUGAAUGUGAAGAUAGUGACCAUGCUUGUGAUGCUAAUGCGAACUGUACCAACGCCAAUGGAUCCCAUUAUUGUACCUAUAUUGAUGAGUGCAAAGAUGGCAGCCAUGUGCGUGAUAUUAAUGCAAACUGUACCAAUACUGAGGGUUCUCGCAAUUGCACCUGUAAGGAAGGAUACAAUGGAGAUGGAAAGUCAUGCCAAGAUAUCGAUGAAUGUAAAGAUGAUGACCAUGCUUGUGAUGCUAAUGCCAACUGUAUCAACACCGAUGGAUCCCAUCAUUGUAUCUGUAAGGAAAGAUAUACUGGGAGUGGAGAAUCAUGCCAAGAUAUUGAUGAGUGCAAAGAUGGCAGCCAUGUGUGUAAUAUGAAUGCAAACUGUACCAAUUCUGAGGGUUCGCACAAUUGUAACUGUAAGGAAGGAUAUAUUGGAGAUGGAAAGUCAUGCCAAGACAUCGAUGAAUGUAAAGAUGGUAGCCAUGCCUGUGAUGGCAAUACGAACUGUACCAACACCAAUGGAUCCCAUCAUUGCAGCUGUAAGCACGGAUACAAAGGUGAUGGGCAAUCAUGCCAAGACAUUAAUGAGUGCAUAGAUGGCGGCCUUGAGUGUGAUGUUAACCCAAACUGUACCAAUACUGAAGGUUCUCACAAUUGUAACUGUAAGGAAGGAUACAUUGGAGAUGGAAAGUCAUGUCAAGGUGUUAUGUAUUGA